UUAAUCACAUCCGCCAAAGAAGAGGCGCAUCUCAUAAACACAACGACUAAACCAAUUGUGAAACUAUUGAUUAAUCGACACAACAAUAAGUAUUCCUAUACCAGUACUUCGGACGAUAACCUUCUCAAGAACUUAGAGCUAUUCGACAAACUGUCGCUCCGAUUCAGUGGUCGCGUCCUAUUUAUCAAAGACGUGAUCGGAAGCAAUGAGAUCUGUUGCUGGAGUUUCUACGGUCACGGCAAGAAAGUGGCCGAAGUUUGUUGCACUUCCAUUGUAUACGCGACCGAUAAAAAGCACACAAAGGUGGAGUUUCCCGAAGCGCGCAUAUAUGAGGAGACGCUGAAUAUAUUGCUGUACGAGAACAGGACGGGUCCAGACAUGGAGCUGAUGCAGGCGACCAGCACUAGGGGUGCCGUCUCUAUGACUUCGCAUAAUAGCGAC
Medioppia subpectinata is the source of this 441-nucleotide messenger RNA. Lineage: Eukaryota; Metazoa; Arthropoda; Arachnida; Sarcoptiformes; Oppiidae. The record is from the annotation of a GenBank genome assembly.